Messenger RNA from Lactuca saligna, 864 nucleotides. The record is from the annotation of a GenBank genome assembly. Lineage: Eukaryota; Viridiplantae; Streptophyta; Magnoliopsida; Asterales; Asteraceae.
AUGAUUGAGUUUACUUCCAAAACUACUUGUAAAUUUUUUUUAAGUAGCACAUCAAUAGAUCAUUGGAUUGCAGAGAAAAAACCAUGGGAUCGAAAGUUUGUUCCCUCAGAACAUUUAGUAUGGGUUGAUGUUGAAGGACUUCCUAUUUUCGCUUGGAGCAAAGAUUUAUUCAGAAAAAUUCUCUCUAGAUGGGGAAUAAUUGCCCAGCUUCAUGAUGAUCUGGGAGAAGAUAUCUACAAGAACAGGAUCUGCAUUCUAACUUCUAUCAAAACUAUAAUUUUAGAGGUAAUCAAAGUUUGUGUUGAUAAGAUUAUAUAUUGGAUAAGAGUAAAAGAAGCUCCUGGGUGGACUCCCUCCUUUGUUCAUGAUUUUCCUGCUCCAAAACUAGAUAACAGUAAUAUACAAAGCAGUGAACACAAUGAUAAACAUCUUCAAUAUGCCGAGAGGAAUGAAGAAGUAUCAUCAGACCUGUUCAGAAUUUAUGAUGCUACUAAAAAGAUGAAAGUAGACGAAGCCAAUAAUGAUAUUCAAAAAGAAAAUGUCCAUUACCAUUAUACCGCCAAUUGUUGUGCCUCCAGCUCACCUGUUACAUCGCAAAUAAAUUCUUCUGCUGCCCCUGGAACGGAUGCCACUUGCCCAGCUGUCAUCGAUAAUGCUCAAGUCUCGCCUGAAGUUGCUGCUCCUGUUGUCAAUCCGCAAACAUCCCAUGCUGUUUUUCCCAACAUCACAACAGCUCCUGCUGUGAAUUCCGAGACCAAUUCAGUUCACAGUGUUCACUCCGGGUCACAAAAAAAUGAAAUAGGAACUUUACAUAAGCAAGCUCCUGUUGGUUUUUCCGGAGGAUUUAUUCAGUACUUCUUUUAA